GUAAUAAAGGCUAAAAGGAAUUCUUUUCUUAGCAAGAAAAUGAAGCUAUCAUUGAAGAAGUCAUGGUUGGUAACAUUAAUUAAGGACCUUAGUCCGACAACAUCCGGAUCUUCUAGAGGCAUUGUAUCUAAUGGUAUCACCAAAUAUGGACAUUUGGACAAAUUACCAAGUCCGUAUAGACUAGUCGGAUUUCUGUUUGCAACAAUUGGAGUAUUAGUGACAAUGAGAUGGGCUAUUGUCUUUCUUGUUUCCUUGCAUGGUUCCACCUUCACACAGUAUUCUCCAGCAGUGCCGCAAGAUGAGCAUGAAACCAGCCAUGAAACCUCUGAACCAAUCACAGACUGUUACAAGAAUCACGUGCUUGAGGAGCUGUCAGAUCGGCUGCAUCUUUUAGAAAUAGCGUUUAAAGAACAGGUGUUUGCGCGUGAAACCAUAGUCCGUGAAAUCAAUGACCAGUCAGAUGUUUACGGUUCUUUGGACAGAAAGCUAGCUUUAUUCCUAGAAAAACUGGAUAAUGUAACACAUGAGUAUGUCAGUCUAGAAUUGAAGUAUAAAGAAUUAUCUUCAAGGGUGGAUUCAGACGAGACUCUAGGGGCGAUAAUUCUGUUGAUGGUCAUGCUACAGCUGUUUUGCAUGUUCAGACCAAAAGUUCUGGAAUUCCUUGGACCGGUUAUUGAUUUAAAGCCUGCACUCAAUAAACUAAUCCAACGACCGAAAUUGGAAAGAAAGACCUCAUCAAAUCCUGGAACUCCGAAGCAUAUGGCGGGUUUACGUAAUGAAGUCUGUGUGAUUUGUUUUCAACGUGAAUGUGCGGAUAGCCUCAUUUUGAAAUUAACGGAAGCCAUGUUCCGCCAUCUUGAAGGGUUCAAGGUCACAAUGAAGCCGUUUUAUGCCAUAUUUUCUAUGGAAGAUCUCAGGAACAUGCCACAUGUAAAACUUUAUGUAAUUAUGGUAGAUCUAGAGUCUAGAGGCCUUUAUAUUAAUGGAUGUGAAAAAGAUCUUGUUUUCACGACUAUAAAAUACACAAAAUCACUGGGAGCCCAGUCGGUCGUAGUUAUCACUAACGACGAAGGAUCAAAAAAUUUAACCGCUCACAGCAUUUACAACUCAACUUUACGCAUGGUAAAAACAAAUGAUAAUCUACAGGACAUGGCAGCAAAUGGUCGACUGUUUAGCAUGUGGCAGGAAAUGACGUCACAUCAACUCAGCCAUCUUAGAAGAAUGGUGAAAACAGUGUUGAAUGCAAAACUGAUCAUGAGAUGACGUGUUAAAGAGAGCCUUAUCAUAAAUACACAGUGAAAUCUCGAGCCAUUUGUGUCAAAGCAGCCAAAUUAGCUCGAAAUUACAGAUGUAUAUUGCUCAAAUAAUUAUAGAACUAGAUUUUUCUAAUAUGAUGUUUACAUAUUAUGUCGUCUUGAACAGUGGUUUUGGUUAUCUUUACCAAUUUGGAAUACUUAUGAACAUAAAAUAUGUUCUGCUGAAAUGAAUUUUUCAAUAAAUAAGUUCAAAUUUUCCGUUUUGAUGCCAAAUAACAAAUAAAACUAUACGUCGCCUAGCCAUUUUAAAGGUAAGAAAAUGUAGGAUUUCUACAUAUGAAGGUGUACUGAACAAUCACAAAGUUUUUGUAUGGAAGAUAGAAAGCAAAGCAUUUUAUUCACUAUCAAGCUUUUACAUUUUGUUUUUACAAAAUAUCAAAAUGGGUUGCUUUCUUUGAUAUUACUUCAUAAAAAAGCGAUAAUUUGCGUGUUUUUCUGUGUGUUUUUGUUUUGUUUGUGUUUUUAUGUUGUUUAUCUUAAUUAUAAAUAUAUUUGAUGACAUAAACAAAUGUAUAUUAUAUGAAAACAUAUUUGUUCAAAUUGAUACGUGUAUGCAUAAAGUGUU
Messenger RNA from Ruditapes philippinarum (Manila clam), 1881 nucleotides. RefSeq lists its product as uncharacterized. Bases 40 to 1263 code for a protein of 407 amino acids. The record is from RefSeq and is a predicted model, not a curated record. The transcript has 5 exons. NCBI's taxonomy places the organism in Eukaryota, Metazoa, Mollusca, Bivalvia, Venerida, Veneridae.